Molecule: messenger RNA, 1893 nt
Organism: Mesorhabditis belari
Lineage: Eukaryota; Metazoa; Nematoda; Chromadorea; Rhabditida; Rhabditidae
Source: the annotation of a GenBank genome assembly
AUGCAAGAAAUUUCACGUUUGUUGCUCUUUCUUCUUUUUCUAUUUACCACUGGGUAUUCAUUGAAAUGCUGGUUGGAUGUGAGCAGUAAGCCGUUUCAUUCGGUUAAUGGUGUUCAAGAAGCAUGUCAAUGUGGCGAAUCAUGCAUAAUAUUCUAUACAGCGGGUUUCUAUUAUUGGGAAUGUGCAUGUGAGGUGCCGGAAGAGGGCCCACAAAUUGACUUCUGUCCAACGAAUGAGAUAUUCGAUGACACAAAUUCGCCUACUACAUCUGCAACGACGAAACUAAAGUGUUGGUCGGAUGAAAACAACAAACCACAUCAUUCGAUAUUUAAUGCUCAAGUCGAAUGUGAUUGUGGCGAUUCGUGCAUCACAGCACAUACUGGAGUACCUGUCUACCUGUUUGUUGGAGUGACGAGAACGAUCAGCCGUAUCACUCCGACUUGGCAAAAGCAGUUGAAUGUCAAUGUGGAGAGUAUUGCAUCAUGGGAUAUUUUACGGAAGAAGGGCUCACUGUGUACGCAUGGGAUUGUGCUUGUGAUUUGCAUAUUGGAGGGAAUGAGAUUUGCCCGACGAAUGAUCUUUUUGAUGAAUAUCACGGAUUUGACGCCAAGUGAUUCAUCUACGCAAUCAUCUAUCGUCACGUGUUGGCUAGACGAAAAUGAUCAACCGUAUCACUCGGAUGAGGCUUUUCAAUACGAUUGCGUUUGUGGCGACUCGUGCAUAACGGGACAUGUUACGACCAUGUCUCUUGACGUUUAUGUAUGGGGAUGUGCAUGUGUAUAUGAUAAUAUUAAUAACACAUAUGUCGAUCUCUGUCCAUUGAAUGAUCUCUUUGAAGAGCAUGUGUGCUGUGUGGGUGAUUUGUGUAAUGCCGUGAAUUGGACUGAGCCAACGAAUAAACCUUCGACGACUCUGAAUCCGAAUGUGACAACGAUUUGUUGGUUGGACACGAACAGUGAGCCGUUUCAUACGGAUCUAGCGAUCGAGGUGGAAUGUCUGUGUGGCGAUAGUUGUUUCAUGGGACACAUCGAUCUCUUGGAAUUUUUUGAUGAGUAUGUUUGGGAUUGUGGAUGUGAUCGACUCGGCGUUACACUUUGCCCUUCAAAUGACAUAUUCGACGAGACGAGAUGUUGUCAGGGAGCUUUGUGUAAUGCCGGAAACUGGUCGGAUUCAACCACUACAACCACUACAACUACAAUGACCACACCUACAACUAUCAGCACAAUUGUGACAACGAGCUCCGUCUCUACAACAGUCAAAUGCUGGCUGGACGAAAGCAGUAAACCAUAUCACUCUUCAUUUGCAAAGCAAGUGGUGUGUGAUUGUGGUGACUCGUGUAUUACUGCAUAUGCUCAAGAAGGAAGAAGCAGACUAUACGUUUGGGGUUGUGGCUGUGAGAUUAUUUCGGACGAAGUGAAUCUCUGUCCAACAAAUGACCUAUACGAUGAUUAUGUGUGCUGUAAAGGGGAUUUGUGUAACGGAAAUUGGACUGAGCCAACAACAAUCGCCACAUCAACACCAAAAACCACGAUGAGCAUUACAACAUCUGCAGCUUCAACGCUAAAAUGCUGGUCGGACGAAAGCCUUCAUCCAUACCAUUCGGCUUCGAACUCACAAGUGACAUGUGACUGUGGUGAUUCGUGCAUAACGGCCUUUUGGACUCAACAACUUGGCGAGUUGAUCUAUAUCGUGACAAUCACUUGUGUAUUCGAUGUGACCGAUCAGCCGUUUCACUCGAACUCGGUAUCUCAAAUCAAUUGCACUUGUGGCGAUUCCUGCUUUAUGGGAUAUUUUAACUACACGCCGGAGUCCAGAAACGUGUACGAUUGGACGUGUGGAUGCGACGCUGUUGCCGGGAAUUUGUGCCCAACGAACGACAUCUUCGAUGAAUAC